This is a messenger RNA of Periconia digitata, 1888 nucleotides long. The record is from the annotation of a GenBank genome assembly. NCBI's taxonomy places the organism in Eukaryota, Fungi, Ascomycota, Dothideomycetes, Pleosporales, Periconiaceae.
CAUGAAAAUGAAUCAGAAGCUUAAUUCGAACAAAAAGCGUGUGAUCGUCAUAGGCGCUGGUCCAUGUGGGCUACCGGCUCUCAAAGAGAUGCUGGCUGGGGGUCAUGAUGCCACGACUUUCGAGCGAGCGCCUUCUCUCGGUGGCAUAUUUUCGAGCUCGGCAAUGUACCACGAUCUCCACCUGACUCUAUCGAAUUGGGCUAUGGCCUUCUCCGAUUUUCCCAACAAGGAUCUCCAAUGUUAUCCCAAUGGACAAGAGUAUCUACAAUAUCUCAAAGACUACACUUCCCAUUUCGGCCUAGAUCAGCAUAUCAAGUACAACACCGAGGUGCUCAGUGCAUCCCUGAAUGAGGAAAAGAAGUGGAGAGUUGAGGUGCAGGAGGGCUCCGAGAGACGUGUCGAGAUUGCAGACGCUCUCGUUGUAGCCACUGGUGCACACCAAGUACCAAAAGGGCUGCCAGACCCGCUCGCUGGCUACACCGGCCGAGUAGUCCACUCCUCGAACUACAGCCAAGAGUUUCGAAAAGAAGUGGAGGAGAAGCAAUUGCGCGUCUUGCUGGUUGGGGGUGGUGAAAGCGGCGCCGACAUUUCUGCAGAUCUAGGCGAUCUUACCGAGAAGACUACAGUCUGGCUUCGCCGUCCAAACUGCUUCGGCCCACGCUAUCUUGUUGCUCAUCCCGAGAUGCCUCAAGUCAAAGAAAGCAAGGUUCGACGAUAUCCAGUCAAUGGCUUUCUCGAAUCGGCGACGACCAAUCGGAUGAGUGCGGCACAGAAUGUGUUCUUCUACGGAUUCUGGCGGAGAUUGCUUUGGAAGUUGCCGAUCUUGAACAGAACACUUUCGACAGCCUGUCUUGACAGCACGGCUUCCGCAUGGUUGAUGAACGACCAAGCAACAUAUGUCACGAAAAAUCAGCGCAUGUGUGAAGCAUGGGGCGAUGGCAAGAUCGAGGUUAUCAUUACCCCGGAUGUCUCCGUCGACGGUUCAUCUGUUGCAUUCGCGAUGCCUGACGGUCACAUAAACAAACGCGAAUUCGAUGUAGUCGUUCUCUGCACUGGUUACACGACCGAAUUUCCGUGGUUGAAGGUAGACAACUUCGAUGCAAACCCUCGAUCGUGGUACCUCCACUGUUUCCCAGAGGGUCUCGGUGAUAGUUUGUCCUUCUCGGGGUAUGCGCGCCCCCAUCAAGGCGGCAUACCACCAAUGGCGGAAAUGCAAUCGCGUUACAUCAGCAUGAUACUCAGCGGUGACCGAAAGCUUCCUUUGGAUUAUGCGGCGCGGGCUAAGCGAGACCAUCUUACCGAGCGAGAGUACUAUUCCAUCAGUCCAGAUCUCGACAGUCUUGUAGACUGGAAUGCUUUUCUUGAGAGUGUUGCCAGACGUGUAGGGUGCGAAGCACAAUUACCUACCCUGUGCGUCGUCGCUUUCAAUCUACAUCUUCUCGCGGUCGCAGCACUCUCUCUUCUUGCUUUUGCUCCCACUUUGAGUCCUCUCAGUCUGCGGUCCGCUGCUCUCCUCUGGAUCAGCACAUUUCUGUCUUUCUUCAUGUGGGAGGAUGGUCUCAUGAUCAAAUGGUGGUUCUACCCGCACUGGCCGAUUUGGUACCGACAGCGGGGACCCGGUGCCAAUCCGAAGUUGGUGAGUGAGAUCCUGCAGCGCAAUAACAUCUGGAAGGACACAAAAAUCACGCGAGGAUUUGUGCUAUUAGUUUUCUGGUCAUGGUGGACAUAUUAUGCACAGCGGGCCAUUUCCUUUGUUUUGUUCAUUCCCCAUGUCCUCGCAAAAUCAUUCGGUAUCCGGUUUGGCAAGACUUGGGGUGGCUUUCUUGUGCCGAAGAUCUACGUUCUGCACGAUGCCGAGUGGCGCUUCGCCGAUUUGUUCCUGCCUUGA